Saccharomyces mikatae IFO 1815 is the source of this 1560-nucleotide messenger RNA. It is a transcript of the gene ATG15, whose product is annotated as triglyceride lipase ATG15. Gene Ontology annotation, biological process: neutral lipid catabolic process; multivesicular body membrane disassembly; piecemeal microautophagy of the nucleus. The transcript has a single exon. The record is from RefSeq and is a predicted model, not a curated record. The coding region runs from base 1 to 1560 and encodes 519 amino acids. NCBI's taxonomy places the organism in Eukaryota, Fungi, Ascomycota, Saccharomycetes, Saccharomycetales, Saccharomycetaceae. Gene Ontology annotation, molecular function: glycerophospholipase activity.
AUGCUGCAUAAACGCUCUUCAAGCAAGAAACAUGCUUCUCCCUUGCAUCUAGGAUACAUGCUAGUUUUUUUCCUACUUUGUGUUGUCGCUUACUAUUCAGUUGUACCGGGGCGUUUGCAAGUAGACAAGAAAUCGCCCAGGGAGGCCCUGGAUCAAAAAUUACAGAAAACGUUUAGGCUCAAGUCGAUCUAUAGACAUGGUGUUGGAGCAAACCAUCGUUUGCAUCAGAAACUGGAUGUAACUCCAGAACUUAUUCACCAGGCCGGGAUAUUGUAUCAAGAAAGCGCAGCCCAAAAACAAGAUAGCGAAGGCCAAGAAAACCCAUGGAGCAAUAAUUCUGAGUACACGACAACAAACCCAUUUGAUUUUGACUUCGAACUGCAGGGUAUGCCACUGACAAUGAAGCGGAUGAAACAAAGAGAUCCCGAUUUCAUGGAGUCGUAUAUAUACGGGGAGACAUACAUGACGGAGGAUGAGGAAUACGCGAUGUGGAUGGAUGAUAAUAUUGUGGCGCCCAAUGUCACCGAUAGAGAUACUGUGGUUUCAUUAGCGCUAAUGUCGUCCAAUGCAUAUGUAAGGAUACCACAAACCGGAGACUGGCGCAAUGUCACAGAACCAUGGAAUGAAACAGAACCAGAAGAUUUUGGUUGGGAUGGUGACGGCAUCCGCGGCCACGUAUUCUACAAUGAGCUAGAAAACAUCGUGGUGCUCUCAGUAAAAGGAACUAGCGCACAAGGCCUACCAGGGUCAGGAGAAGAUGAAACUACAGGAAAUGAUAAAAUCAACGAUAACUUGUUAUUUUCGUGUUGUUGUGCAAGAGUGAGCUACCUAUGGACAACUGUGUGCGAUUGCUAUGUGAAGUCGUAUACAUGUGAUGAAUCUUGCCUAGAAAAAGAGCUGAGACGUAAGGACAGAUUUUACUCUGCAAUCAUUGACAUAUAUAAGGCCGUAUUGAAAGAAUACCCAGACUCAGCCAUAUGGGUCACAGGUCACUCACUGGGUGGUGCAUUAGCCAGUCUACUGGGCCGCACGUUUGGGCUGCCUGUAGUCGCGUUCGAGUCGCCAGGAGAGCUACUAGCUUCGAGAAGGCUCCACCUGCCCUUUCCACCAGGCCUACCUUCAUAUUUGGAGGGUAUUUGGCAUUUCGGUCACAACGCAGAUCCGAUUUUCAUGGGUACAUGCAAUGGAGCCAGUUCGAGUUGCUCACUGGUAGGUUACGCUAUGGAGACCGCGUGCCACACAGGUAGAGUAUGUGUCUACGAUGUGGUCAAUGAUAAGGGUUGGAGUGUCAAUAUGUUCAACCAUAGAAUUCACAAGGUUAUUGACGAAGUCCUUCUUGGCUACGAUCAUGCGGCCAAAUGCGUGGAACCGGAACCUUGCGUCGAUUGCUACAACUGGAACUUUGUUCCAAGCAGAAGCUGGGAAUCCUCAUCGAGGCUUAUCACCAGCACUAAAAGCCAGGUGGCACCCACGAGGACAACAGGCACUACUGCUACCACCUCUUCAUCUACCUGUAUAGGUCGCAAUUGGCUGGGUUUCUGCACCAAAUACGAUUUGUAA